Molecule: messenger RNA, 2427 nt
Organism: Aspergillus mulundensis
Lineage: Eukaryota; Fungi; Ascomycota; Eurotiomycetes; Eurotiales; Aspergillaceae
Gene: dbp4
Product: RNA-dependent ATPase HCA4
Exons: 1
Coding region: 1-2427 (808 amino acids)
Biological process (GO): rRNA processing
Cellular component (GO): nucleus
Molecular function (GO): nucleic acid binding; ATP binding; RNA helicase activity
Source: RefSeq, a predicted model, not a curated record
AUGGCUCCCUCAAAUGGGCCUCGGAAUGGCAAGCAAGCGAAACCAUCUAAUCGAUCCGGAAACUUGAAGCGCAAGCGAGUCCAGGGGGACCUCUCAUCGCUCGUCAAGCGAGUCGAAGAGCUCGACUUGAAAGGAAAAUACGAAUCGUUCUCCGAUCUGCCCAUAUCAGAGCCGACCCUGUCCGGCCUCACUUCGUCGCACUUCAAGACUCUGACGGACAUCCAGUCUCGCGCGAUCAGCCAUGCGAUCAAAGGUCGAGACGUUCUCGGUGCCGCAAAGACGGGAAGCGGAAAGACACUGGCAUUCUUGGUUCCCGUUCUCGAGAACCUAUAUCGGAGACAAUGGGCGGAACACGAUGGUCUUGGUGCGCUGAUUAUCUCGCCGACGCGCGAACUGGCGAUUCAGAUUUUCGAGGUUCUCCGCAAAAUCGGUCGGUAUCAUGCGUUUUCGGCGGGUCUGGUUAUUGGAGGGAAGAGUUUGAAGGAGGAACAGGAGAGGUUGGGACGAAUGAAUAUCCUCGUGUGUACACCCGGACGAAUGCUGCAGCACUUGGAUCAGACGGCUUUCUUUGAGACGCACAACCUCCAAAUGUUGGUGUUGGACGAGGCGGAUCGGAUUCUGGACAUGGGUUUUCAGAAGACCGUUGACGCCAUAAUCGGACACUUGCCGCCGGAGCGCCAGACGCUUUUGUUCAGUGCGACACAGACGAAGAAGGUUUCCGACCUGGCUCGACUGAGUCUGCAAGACCCCGAGUAUGUGGCCGUUCACGAGGCUGCGUCUUCUGCGACGCCGUCGAAGCUUCAGCAGCACUACGUCGUCACACCUCUUCCCCAGAAACUUGAUACGCUGUGGAGUUUUAUCCGGAGUAAUCUGAAGUCAAAAACCAUCGUAUUCAUGUCAUCUGGAAAGCAGGUCCGCUUUGUCUACGAAUCCUUCCGACAUAUGCAGCCCGGUAUUCCUUUACUUCAUCUCCACGGUCGCCAGAAGCAGGGUGGACGACUCGAUAUCACAACUAGAUUCUCGCAAGCGCAGCAUGCCGUUUUAUUCUCGACUGAUGUUUCCGCUCGAGGGUUGGAUUUCCCGGCUGUCGACUGGGUGAUUCAGCUGGACUGCCCCGAAGACGCAGACACAUACAUCCACCGUGUCGGACGAACGGCGCGAUACGAACGCGAUGGCCGAGCAGUGCUAUUCGUUGAUCCAAGCGAAGAGAAGGGAAUGCUACGACGUCUUGAGCAGAAGAAGGUUACGCUGGAGAAGAUCAACGUCAAAGCAAAUAAACAGCAAAGCAUCAAAAACCAGUUACAAAACAUGUGCUUCAAGGAUCCCGAGCUCAAGUAUCUCGGACAGAAAGCAUUCAUUUCCUACGUCAAGUCUGUCUACGUCCAAAAGGACAAGGAGACGUUCAACCUGAAGGAGCUCAAGCUGGAUGAUUUCGCCGCGAGUCUCGGGCUUCCUGGAGCGCCUCGAAUCAAGUUCAUCAAGGGAGACGAUACCAAGGAACGCAAGAACGCCCCUCGCGGCACAGCGUACCUGUCUAGCGGCGACGAAGACUCCGAUGAGGAGGGCGAGAAGAAGAAACAACCCAAGGAGAAGGAAGUGCGAACCAAGUACGACCGCAUGUUCGAACGACGAAACCAAGACGUGCUGGCGGAGCACUACUCUAAGCUCAUCAACGAUGACGGCACGAUAGCCGACAGCAAGAACACCGAAGAAGCAGACGAAGACGAGGACUUCCUUUCCGUCAAACGCCGCUUCGAGGCGGGAGACGAAGCUCUCGAUGCCGAAGGCAGCUCCGAAUCCGACUCCGAUGUCUCAGACUCAGAGGCUGAAGGAGAAGACGACAAGAAAGACCCCAAGGUCGUUAAAAUCAGCGACAAAGACACCCUGGUCGUCGACUCCAAACGCCGCGAGAAACUGCUCAAGUCCAAGAAGAAGCUGCUUAAGUUCAAGGGCAAGGGUACGAAGCUGGUCUACGACGAUGAAGGAAACGCACACGAGCUCUACGAGAUGGAAGACGAAGAGGCGUUCAAGGCCCGCGGCGACGCACAGGAGCAGCAGGCCCGGUUCUUGGCUGAGGAGGCUGCACGCACCCAGCGCGCGGACAUGGAGGACAAGGUCGUUGCUAAGCAGAAGAAGCGCGAGAAGAAGGAGAAGCGGAAGCAACGGGAGCGAGAGCUGCUGGCGGAGGAGGAGCAAGAGGAGCGUGUUGCGCAGCUUGUUCCGUUUGACGAAGACCAGGACAUGGAUGGUGGGUACUCGCAGUCGGAGGAGGAACAGGAGGUCCCCCGGCCGAGCAAGAGGGCGAAGGUGCAAGAGCCCGAGGCGGUGCCUUGGUACAAGCAGGAGAAGAAGAAGAAGGAUUCCGGGGAGAAGCAGAUCCAGACGCUGGAGGAUCUGGAGUCGUUGGCUACGGGGUUGUUGGGGUAG